UACAGAACGUUACUUCCGAGCCCCAGCAAAUGUCAUUCGGAUCGAACUGGGCCUCGGAAAGUAACGUUUUGUGUGUUCUGCUUCGUAGACCUGAACGUUUCAGAUACAGAACCUGUUUACAUAAUUUUCAAAACCCGACUCACCAACUUGCUUUUUGGGAUGACUCUUCACGCACACAAUCUCCCUUCGCAGCCGAAAACUCCAGAGCAAGAGGAAGUUUUCCGAAACUUAUGGUCGAUACGACCUUGCUUCUUCUAUAGUGAAGAGUACGAUGAUUGUACCAGUAUCAAAGCCCGCUUCAACCAGUAUUUUAUCCACGGCGAGAGUAUCGAUUGUACCCAAUGGAAACGGGACUUUGACAAUUGUGUACGAUUCGAACGAAAUCAACAGGACACUAAAAGCGCCCUUCAGUUGAUUGAAAGUGAACGAGAACGGCGAAUGAACAGGUUAGGAGCUCACUACCGAAACGACGUGUGGAAAAAGCGUGAGCAGGCACCGAAAGAUUGGUCCAAACCAUUACCGGAAAAAAUGCAAAAGGAAUACGAGCAAUCCUAUCUAGCACUGAAAGCGCAGGAGAUACAAGGAGGAAAACAUACUUCGACGAGUGAUCAAAGGACAAUGUGCGUAGUAAUGUAGUAUUUAUUAGUUUUGUUACAGUUAGAUAUUAAAAAUGAAACAAAUUACUCGUCACUUUCAUCGCCACCGCCACCCUCGUCAGCAGACUUUCCUUUUGCUGUGCUUUUUUCGCUGCCAGAUCCAGCCUCUGAACCAGAAGCAGAUCCUGGCUCCGAACCUGAACCGGAACCAGAGCCUGAAUGCUCAGAACCAUCAUCGUCACUAUCAUCAGAAUUUUCUAGUGCCUUAAGAACUCUUUUUUUGUUUGGGUUCUUUUUCUUUCUGCCCAUCUCCAUAUCGGAGCCAUCUUCAUCCGACGAAUAAAUAGCCGCGCCUUGCUUCGGCUUCGAGCGAU
Topomyia yanbarensis is the source of this 970-nucleotide messenger RNA. Its product is annotated as UPF0545 protein C22orf39 homolog. The transcript is spliced from 2 exons. Bases 160 to 636 code for a protein of 158 amino acids. NCBI's taxonomy places the organism in Eukaryota, Metazoa, Arthropoda, Insecta, Diptera, Culicidae. The record is from RefSeq and is a predicted model, not a curated record.